Malus domestica (apple) is the source of this 1641-nucleotide messenger RNA. RefSeq lists its product as uncharacterized. NCBI's taxonomy places the organism in Eukaryota, Viridiplantae, Streptophyta, Magnoliopsida, Rosales, Rosaceae. The record is from RefSeq and is a predicted model, not a curated record.
GAACCUCACAUUCUGUAUCCUCUUCCCCAUUAACUCCGACCAAAUUCGAGAAAAUAAGACAGAGCCGCAGACGGACAUGGAAGCCGCCGAAGUGCUACAACUCUAUGAGCUCCGCUACUCCGACCUCGUACUCGUGUCGUCAAACGAUGAAUCAUUGUCGUCGGCAGAAGAGCUCGAAAGGGCGGAGUCGACGAGCAAAGCCAUAAUGGAAGCCCUAGGUCCCACAGGCCCAGGUCUUCUCGCCAUUACCGGCGUCCCCAAAUCCGCCUCUCUCCGCCGUGCCCUCCUCCCUCUCGCUCGCAAGCUCGCCCUUCUCAACCCUAAUCAUCGCAAAGGCAUUCUCAAGGAUCACAGCUUGGGAAGUGAUGUGCCUUUGAAAAACCCUGAGAGAAAUGUGUCGUCUUUCGCAAUGCAAAUCAAAUAUUCACAUGAUUUUGAUGAACCCCAAUGGAAUUCAGAACAUGGAUCCGUGAAUGAGUUUGAGAAUCUCGGAAAUGGAUUUAGGGAGUUGGGGUUUUGCAUGAUGGAGCUAGGCCUUAAACUUGCUCGAGUAUGCGAUCGUGCCAUUGGUGGAAAUGAGCUUGAGGAGAGCUUGUUGGAGUCCUGCUCUGCCAAAGCUCGUCUCAUUCACUAUCAUUCACCGCUUGAUAGUUCCGUUCUUGUUGAAGAAGCAAUGAGCAUGAAGAGAACAUCGAAAAGACCCUUCAAUUCUAGCAAAAAUUGGAUUGGUGACAAACGCAAACAAGUUUCGGGGAUUUGCUCUGAUAAUCUGUGGCAGCAAUGGCAUUAUGAUUAUGGGAUUUUCACCGUCUUGACAGCUCCAAUGUUUCUCUUGUCAAAUCAUCCACAAGCGAAAGAAGAAGGGGAUCAAGAGUAUGCUUACCCUAAUGGAAAUACUUAUUUACAAAUAUUUGAUCCCAGAAAGGAUAAUGUGUUCAUGGUGAAGGCCUCUCCUGAGAGUUUUAUAGUUCAGGUUGGCGAGUCGGCUAAUAUGAUAUCACGAGGAAAGCUCCGUGCCACCCUUCACUCUGUUUGCAGGCCUUCCAAGUUCGAAAAUUUGAGCAGAGAAACUUUUGUUGUGUUCUUGCAGCCGGCGUGGAACAAAACUUUCUCCGUAACAGAUUAUUCCAUGGACAAAUCCUUGGAGAUAUCCUCAGAGGUCAAACAGGUUGAUGACCAGGAGCAAAGAAGGCUAACUGAAGAAAUACAGAAAAUUGUACCACCUCUAGCAUUGCGGUUGAAAGAUGGGAUGACAUUUGCAGAUUUCUCGCGCGAAACGACAAAGCAAUACUAUGGUGGAUCUGGUUUGCAGUCAAAUAGAUAAAGGGGAGUGAUUUCAGCACUCUGCCUUUUCACCUCCAACACUUCUCUCCUAAAUUAUGUCCGUUGAUUGUCCUCUGAGCUAUUCAAUCUCAUGACUAGAAAAAAUAGAGGAACGAUGGAAGUGAAAAGGGGAGUGCGGAAAUUACUCCCCGUAGAAAAUCUGCCCCUUCUAUUUCUACAAUGCUAAUCGCUAAUUGCUACUUAGACUGAUCAAAUACCUUCUUUCUGCAAAGCUCUGUAACUUGGAUUCUGAUUUGUUGAUCAUGUUCUUCUUGGACGAAUGCGAAGCUUUAAAUUAAGACGCUUCUUGUUCAGAAA